Ctenocephalides felis (cat flea) is the source of this 1326-nucleotide messenger RNA. Its product is annotated as putative ankyrin repeat protein RF_0381. Gene Ontology annotation, molecular function: protein binding. Bases 1 to 1326 code for a protein of 441 amino acids. The record is from RefSeq and is a predicted model, not a curated record. Lineage: Eukaryota; Metazoa; Arthropoda; Insecta; Siphonaptera; Pulicidae. The transcript is spliced from 3 exons.
AUGGAGAAACAAUAUACAUUACAUGCAAUCCAUGAUAAUGAUGAAGAAAGAGUACAAGAAGGGUUACGUAAAAUUAUCACAUAUUUCUCAGAUAUUUCAUGCUACAAAACUGAAUCACUUGAUAUAAUUAAAGAAUUAUUGGAUCGAGGCGCUUCUGUGCAUACUAUUAACAAGCGAGGAGAAACCCCUCUCAUGAUAGCAUGCGCAUAUUCAAAUAUUCAUGUUGUGAAAUUAUUAUUGGAAUAUGGCUCUGAUCUUGAAAAAGUUGACAAUGAGAAUUUGACUGCAUUAUGGCAUGCAAGAUGGACUGGUGCCAAGAAUAUUGUACCUAGUGCAUUAGAUGCAGUGUUAUUAAAUGAUAUCGAUGCAUUGAUGGAAGCUAUAGACAAAAGUUGCGAUUUAAAUGAAACAGAAUCCAGCGGCGAUACUGCUUUACAUAAUGCAGUACAAAUGAGAUAUAAUAAAAUGGUUAUAUUGUUAUUGAAUGCAGGUUUUUCAGUGAAUAUUCAAAAUUCUUGUGGAGAUACCGCAUUACAUUUGGCUUGCGUACCGGGUAUUUCAUCAGAAAUUAUAGAAAUGUUAGUGAAAGCUGAUAAAGAUAUUGUUAAUAUAAGUAAUUACCGUGGUGCGUAUCCAAUUAUGGAAGCUAGUUAUUCUUGUGAUUUAAAAAUUAUAGAUAUUUUAAUAAAAGCAGGAGCUAGUUUGAAUGUAUCAUGUGAUAAUCAUACUGCUUUAUGGGAUGCUAGACUUGCCAAUAAAAUGGAUAUUUACCAAAAAUUACUUGAAGAAGGCAUAAACCCUUUGCUUGGUGGUGAAUUUCAGUAUUAUGUACAAUUUUUGUUCAAUAUGUGGUGUACUGAUUCGGAAAUGGUAAUUAAAAUUUUACACUCGAAUAAACAUUUGAAAACUACAGGAUUUGUUCAAAUUGCUUCAAAUCUUAGAUACAACUUGGAUUAUGUGAAAGAGUUUGUCCAAGCUUUGAGUGAUGCUGGAAUUCACGUGCAUUUUGUAGACGAUUCAGCUUAUAGUGAUGCUGGAAUUGAUAUACCUUUUAUAGAACGCCCAGUUCAAAGCUCUCCUUAUGCUUUGACUAUAUCUUUUACAGAUGCUUCUGAAGACCUAAUAUUCUGGUUAGCAUCACAAAGUUGUGCUAUAGAACCAAUUGUUUCGAAUGAGUCAGAUAAAUUCAGUCUUAAACACAUAUGUAGAACAUUUAUUCGAAAGGCGUUAUCCGAAACUGUUCACUCAAAGCAUCAAUUUGAUUUAGCUUUGCGCCAAUUAGACUUGCCUAUUGAUGUGAUGUUAUACAUAAAAUACUUGAAAUAA